Molecule: messenger RNA, 5644 nt
Organism: Gadus chalcogrammus (walleye pollock)
Lineage: Eukaryota; Metazoa; Chordata; Actinopteri; Gadiformes; Gadidae
Gene: apaf1
Product: apoptotic peptidase activating factor 1
Exons: 27
Coding region: 198-4037 (1279 amino acids)
Biological process (GO): apoptotic signaling pathway; regulation of apoptotic process
Cellular component (GO): apoptosome
Molecular function (GO): ADP binding; protein binding
Source: RefSeq, a predicted model, not a curated record
CGCUGCCGCUGUCAAUAUGGGCGUGAACUGAAUGGAUGUAUUAGACGUAGUGAUUAUUGUGUUACAUUGAGUUAAUUAAUGGAUUCGAUUUAGUGAAUUACAUUUGAACUCUCCAAGGAAAUAAGGUUCUGUCAUACCGCCUCGCCUCGGUCGCCCCUUUACCGUCACUCCUCUGGUGAUCCGGUAGGAGUGUUGCCAUGGUGAUGGAGGAGGGCGCUCUGAGCUGCCUGCUGCGCUCGCGUCCCGUCCUGGAGCAGGACAUCAAGGCCACCUACCUGAUGGACCACCUGGUCAGCGACGGGGUGCUCAGCAGGGACGAGGAGGAGCGCGUCAGGAGCAAGCCCACCAGGAGGGAGCAGGCGGCGGCCCUGCUGGAGCUGCUCCUGUUGAAGGACAACGAGGCGUACGUGUCGUUCUACAACGCCCUGGUGAGGGAGAGCUACGGAGACCUGGCCAACCUGCUGCACACCAGCCUGCCGCUGGGCUCCCCCGAGGCCCAGCGCAGCUUCACCGACGCGGGCACGCCCAGAGUCCAGGCGGUCCUGCGGGAGGGGGGCGUCCCCCAGAGGCCCGUGGUCUUCGUCCAGAGACCCCGGCUGGUGCAGCAGCUCCGCCAGCAGCUCCAAGGCCUCCUGAAGGAGCCCGGCUGGGUGGUGCUCCACGGCAUGGCCGGCUCAGGGAAGUCCGUCCUUGCAGCGGAGGCGGUCCGUGACCACGCACUCCUUGAAGAGUGCUUCCCCAGUGGGGUCUACUGGCUGUCCAUCGGCCAGCUGGACCGCUCUGACCUGCUGGCCCGCCUCCAGACCCUGUGCUUCCGCCUGGAGCAGAGCCAGGAGCUCCAAGGGCCCGGCCGGACCCCCGGCUCCCUGGAGGAGGCCAAGGAGCGCCUGCGCUUCCUGCUGCUGCGACGCUUCCCCAGGUCUCUCCUGAUCCUGGAUGAUAUAUGGGACAGCUCGGCUCUGAAGGCGUUUGACGUCCACAGCAGAGUCCUGAUCACCACCAGAGACCGCAGCAUCGCCGACACCGUCAACGGUGUCCGCCAGGAGGUGGAGGUGGAGAGUGGUCUGGAUGAGGACAAGGCCCUGGAGAUCCUAGCCAUGUACGUCAACACCAAACCCCAGCAGCUGCCUGAGCAGGCCCGCAGCAUCGUGCAGCUCUGCAAAGGCUUCCCCCUGGUGGUGUCGCUGGUGGGCGCCCUGCUCCGCGACUUCCCCGACCGCUGGGCCUACUACCUCUCGCUGCUGCGCCGCAAGCAGUUCCGCCGCAUCCGCAAGUCGUCGUCGUACGACUACGACGCGCUCGACCAGGCCAUGGACGCCAGCUUCCAGGUGCUGCCCGAGGACCAGAGGGAGCUCUACCGCGACCUCACCGUCCUGGAGAAGGACACCAAGGUCCCCGCGCAGGUGCUGGCGGUGAUGUGGGACCUGGAGCCCGAGGAGGUGGAGGACAUCCUGCAGGACUUUGUCAACAAGUCCCUGCUGUUCCGGGACUGCCACCAGCGGCCGUACCUCUACUACCUCCACGACCUGCAGCUGGACUUCCUGGCAGAGCAGAACCGCAACCAGAUAGAGGCUCUGCAUGCUAAGGUGGUGCAUCAGUACCAGAAGCACUACAGCCAGGGACCUCCGACCUCCGGGGACACAGAGUCCCUCUACUGGUUCAGGUUCCUCACCCACCACAUGGCCCAGGCCAAACUGACCAAGGAGCUGUCCUCUCUGAUGUUCUCUCUGGACUGGGUGAUCACCAAGGCCCGGGUGGUAGGCCCCUCCCCCCUCAUCAACGACUACGUGGACCACGGCGCCGUGCUGGACCGAGAGAACAGCGCGGUGCGGGGCCAGUUCCAGGAGUUCCUGUCCCUGACGGGCCACCAGCUGGAGCAGCGGCCCUUCCCCGACGUGGUGCAGCUGGCCCUGGCCCAGCCCCAGGGCUCUGAGGUCCACCGCCAGGCCCUGCUGCAGGCGCGGGCCGCCGCCACCAGGGGGAGCCUCUACUUCGACUGGCAGAACCACAGCGGGGUAGACAGCGUGUCUCGCCUGGUGGUGCAGCCCAACCUGGGCCCAGUCUACUCGGCCUGCUUCUCCCACGACGGCUCCAAGAUCGCCGCCUGUGGAGCCAGCAACAUGCUCAGGGUGUUUAAGAGCACCUCUGGGGAGAAGCUCCUGGAGGUCACCGCCCACGAUGACGAGGUGCUCUGCUGCGCAUUCUCCCCCGACGACCGUCUCCUAGCAACCUGCUCUGCCGACCGCAAGGUCAAGGUGUGGAACGCGGAGCGGGGCAGUCUACUCAGGAAGUUUGAGGAGGAGCACGAGGAGCAGAUUAACCACUGUGUGUUCACCAACGGCCCGCGCUGCCUCCUGCUGGCCACCUGCUCCAAUGACGGCUUCAUGAACACCAAGCUGUGGAACCUGAACAAGCCGUCCUCCCAGAACACCAUGUUCGGCCACCUGGAGCCCGUCACCCACUGCAGCUUCUCCCCCGACGACAAACACCUGGCCACCUGCUCCCGGGACGGCUCCCUGAAGCUGUUCGGCGUGUCCUCAGCUAAUGAGUGGAAGUCGUUCAGCGUGAAGGAUCUGUUCCAGGAGGAGGAGGAGGGGGAGGAGAGCGAGGUCCACGUCAAGUGCAGCACCUGGUCGCCCGACGGAACGCGGAUCAUCUGUGCUGCUAGGAACGCUGUCUUUGUGUUCAGUGUGGAGAGCUCCGAGCUGCUGCUGGAGAUCCACAGCAGCCGGGGCAGCACGGUGCAGUACCUCCACGCCUGCCCCAUCAGCGGCUUGCUGGCCGUCGCCCUGUCCCACUACACCGUGGAGCUGUGGGACCUGGACUCCACUAAGAAGGUGGCGGACCUCUGCGGUCACCUGAGCUGGGUCCACGGCGUCCAGUUCUCCCCCGACGGGACCAUGCUGCUGUCCUGCUCCGACGACCACACCGUCAGGCUGUGGGAGACCAGUAGGGUCCAGACCUCCUCCGCCGUGAGACUGAAGAGAGACACCAGCGCGCUCUUCACCGGAGACCGCAUCACCGUGGUCGCCGCCGACAACUGCAACCGACUGCAGGUGCGUGAGGGCCGGACCGGGGAGGUGAUGUUCCAGUCGGAAGAGCAGCCCUCCAGGAUCCGCUGCACGUGUCUGAACAGCGAGCCCAGCAUGGCCGCCCUUGGGAGGGAGGACGGCACCCUCCAGGUGCUGGCGGUCCCCUCGGGGGCCAGCCUGGCCCAGCUGAAGGGCCACACCCGGACGGUGCUCCACUGCUGCUUCAGCCGGGACGGACACACCCUGGUCUCCUCCUCCGAGGACUGCACCUUAAGGGUGUGGAGGUGGAGGACAGGUGAGUGCCAGGUGCUGCAGGGCCACAGGGAGCAGGUGAGGUGCUUCACGUUGCUCUACAGCCCUGAGGAACAGCUGCUGUCCUGGUCCUACGACGGGACCCUCAAGCUGUGGGAGGUGUGUAGUGGGGCUCUCCUCCAGGAUGUGGAGGCCCACCACCGUCAGGCCAUCCUGUCCUGUCAGGUCUCUGCUGACGGACGGCUGGCGGCCACCACCUCGGCCGACCGCACCGCUAAGCUGUGGAGCUGUGAGAGCUGGCUCUGUGUCCGGCUGCUGCAGGGACACAAGGACUGCGUCCGCUCCUGUCGCUUCUCGUGGGACAGCCAGCGCCUGGCAACGGGGGACGACAACGGGGAGAUACGGCUGUGGAACGUGGCGGACGGCUCCCUGGCGAGGAUCUGCUCCCGGGAGGGUAAGGACCCCAUGGACUCUCUGCACGGCGGCUGGGCCAGCGACCUCCACUUCUCCCCCGACGACACCCUGCUGGUCUCGGUGGGGGGCUACAUCAAGUGGUGGGACGUGGGGCGGGGCGAGGCCCUUCAGACCUUCUACCCCCGCGGCACCAACCUGAAGCGGAUCCACGUGUCGCCCGACUUCUCCACCUUCGUCACCGUCGACAACAUCGGGAUACUCUACGUCCUCCAGCGGGUGGUGGGAACUCUCCCUGAACACCACCCUUGCACCCUAGUACCUUACAAUACUAGUACUUAAGGAUCAGUAAUGGGAUUAAGUAAACUGUAAAUACUGAAUAAGUACAGUGCCGUACACAAAGUACUUGAGCGAAGUACUACCAGAUUUUCCGUUAUCCAAUUGUGCUUUAAGUAGUUGAGUGCCCACCAGCAAACCCUCUUUAAUGAGGACUUUACCCCCGAUGGUGGACUGGGGGGAGGAGCCUUUACACCCGAUGGGGGAGGAGCCUCUCUGAGUGUAUUAUAUUGAUAUUUUUUUAAGUUGCAUGAUUCCUUGAUUUUGUUAUUUGAGAUACCAAAGGGUUGAUCUGAAUCUAAGAGCGAUGGAAUCGUUGGAUGGAUGUGAUUCCUGCGGCCUUGUGAUCCACGUCAGGAUUCUGGGAGGUAGAGUGGUCUUUGAAAUCCAAGCCCAGUGUUGUGAACACGCUGACGUGUGUCGUGCUGUCGUAUCCACUGGUCGUUCUGCUCCAGUCUGCUGGGAUGUUUCUAGUUAACUUAUGAAUUUCACUGUGACGUUGACCAUGUGCCAGGGUCUAAAAGCUGGGGGUUUAGGUAAGGGUUAGGGUUAGGGUGGUGGAUUAGGUUUUCAUGUAGCAGCUUCUCAGGUGAAUCCUGUAUAUGUGACUAAUGCAGCGAAGCCUUAAGACGCAACACAAUGGAUGUGCUUUCUUUACCUUUAAUAAGAAAGGGUUAGGGUUAGGGUUAUUAUAAUAGACAAUCCUAUUGCUACUUUGGGCAGCUUCUGGGAUAAUUUCUCCUCUUUGCUUUUAUAUCCAACUUCCAUCAAUUUGAAAUCUUUUAUGAAAGGAUUCGUUUUUUUUUACUUUUGGACAGCAUUUUGUGUAUCAAGCUGCUUCUGCGAAUGCAAUUCUGAUUCCUGUUUCUGUCUGAGCCAAGUGUAUGACAGGGUGAGGGUUGGUCCUCAGCCGCUCAGCUCGACCAACGUGUCUUACCGCUGAGCCAAUCACAGCCUCUGAACUUUUGCGACUUUUUAUCUUCAAUUCUUUGGUGGACUUGUUGAAGUCCUUCAGAGUAGAACACGUAGCUCUGCAGUUGAUGGAUCAUUUAUUCCUGAACUUAUGGCAUGUAAUCAAAGACAAUAAAAAAUAUAUUUGACUGAAUAUCGCUCAUCAAAUUGGUGCUUGUUGGUGGAAAACCAAACAGUCACAGGGAUUAAUAAGGGUUAGUACUACUUACCCUAAUUCAUCAAUGAGGGCUAGUAGUACUACUAACCCCUACUCAUCAUGAGGGUUAGAUCUACCCAACUCAUCGUAAGGGUUAGUACUACUUUAACUCAUCAAUGAGUGAAUGCUAACAUCUACUCAGGUUUAAUCGGGCUGUUUCACUGUUGUUGUUUUUUAUAUGUUUGACACAUACACAAUAAAAUAUUCAGAAAUAAGUCAUGUUUGUCUUUAUUAAGUUCUUUGCUUGCAAUUGGUAAAUCUAAAUUUGCCGACACAGAAUAUUCUCACAGUGCAUCACAUGGUUACUAAAACAAUGACUUAAAUCUUACCUCCAGAAAGCUUUUUGUCAUGUCUGUAGGAUUCCACUUUACCUUUCAGUCAUCCGAUUGGCCCCAGUGGAUGACUCGGGGCCUUUUUGUCUGCCUGCCCUCGUUGAGCAUCACCG